Branchiostoma floridae (Florida lancelet) is the source of this 2162-nucleotide messenger RNA. RefSeq names its product T-complex protein 1 subunit beta-like. Gene Ontology annotation, cellular component: chaperonin-containing T-complex; cytosol. Gene Ontology annotation, molecular function: ATP binding; ATP hydrolysis activity; ATP-dependent protein folding chaperone. The transcript is spliced from 15 exons. The record is from RefSeq and is a predicted model, not a curated record. Gene Ontology annotation, biological process: protein folding. The coding region runs from base 109 to 1716 and encodes 535 amino acids. NCBI's taxonomy places the organism in Eukaryota, Metazoa, Chordata, Leptocardii, Amphioxiformes, Branchiostomatidae.
GGCGUUUGGAACAUCUUAAUAGUCGAACAGCGUUUGGUGCGCGCAUCGCUACACGCCGGUGAGAGAAAAAUCUAGAAACAUCCACCAGCACCGUUACCAGCUAGCAAAAUGGCGGGAAUGGCGCUGAACCCCAUCCAGAUCCUCAAGCAGCAGGCGGAGGAGGAACGCGGCGAGACCGCUCGUCUGUCGUCCUUUGUUGGUGCCAUCGCUAUCGGCGACCUCAUCAAGAGUACACUGGGACCAAAAGGCAUGGACAAGAUCCUGCAGUCCUCCAACCCUGCCCACGAGAACAUUCAGGUGACCAAUGAUGGAGCUACGAUCCUGAAAUCCAUCGGAGUGGACAACCCUGCAGCCAAGGUGCUCGUAGAAAUUUCCAAGGUCCAAGACGAUGAGGUUGGGGACGGGACCACGUCCGUUACUGUGCUUGCCUGUGAGUUACUGAAGGAAGCGGAGAAGCUUGUUGCUCAGAAGAUCCAUCCACAGACCAUCGUCGCUGGAUAUCGCCGAGCUACGGACGUCGCUAGGGCUGCGCUACAAGAUGCUUCAAUAGACCACGGGAAUGAACCAGAGAAGUUCCGUGAGGACUUGAUGAACAUCGCCCGCACGACCCUCGGGUCUAAGAUCCUGACUCAGUACAAGGAACACUUCUCUAAGCUGUCUGUGGAUGCUGUGCUUAGACUUAAGGGUUCCACAUCUCUUGAUGCCAUUAAGAUCAUUAAGAUUCCUGGUGGUGGACUGGUCGACUCCUACCUUGAUGAAGGGUUCCUGUUGCAGAAGAAGCCAGGCGUGAACCAGCCCAAGCGGGUGGAGAAUGCCCGAAUCCUCAUUGGUAACACAUCCAUGGAUGCUGACAAGAUCAAGGUGUUUGGGUCGCGAGUGCGUGUGGACUCGGUCGCUAAGGUUGCAGAGCUGGAGCUGGCAGAGAAGGAGAAGAUGAAGGAGAAAGUUGGGAGGAUCCUCAAGCACAACAUCAAUGUCUUCAUCAACAGGCAACUGAUCUAUAACUACCCCGAGCAGCUGUUUGCAGACGCCGGAGUCAUGGCCAUCGAACAUGCAGACUUCGAGGGGGUGGAGAGACUGGCACUAGUCACAGGAGGAGAGAUCGUGUCCACAUUCGACAAUCCUGAGCUGGUGAAGCUGGGCCGCUGUGACCUCAUCGAGGAGGUCAUGAUUGGGGAGGAGAAACUACUUCACUUCUCAGGUGUUCCACUAGGAGAAGCAUGUACCGUUAUCCUGCGCGGCGCCACCCAGCAGAUUCUGGACGAGGCUGAGCGCUCCUUACACGACGCUCUCUGUGUGCUCUCACAGACUGUCAAGGAGACCAAGACCAUAUUCGGAGGAGGUUCCUCGGAGAUGCUAAUGUCUCACGUGGUGUUCCAGCUUGCCCAGAAGACCCCAGGAAAGGAAGCCAUAGCCAUGGAGGCAUUCGGAAGGGCCCUCACUCAGCUGCCCACCAUCAUUGCAGACAACGCAGGGUACGACAGCUCACAGCUGGUGUCGGAGCUCCGCGCAGCUCAUGCAGAGGGGAAGAAAACCUACGGCAUCAACAUGGAGACAGGAGAGAUCGGUGACAUGCAGCAGCUCGGCAUCACGGAAUCUCUCAAGGUCAAACGUGCUGUCCUACUCAGCGCAGCCGAGGCAGCGGAGAUGAUUCUUCGUGUGGACGAUGUCAUCAAAGCCGCACCCAGGCAACGGCAGCCGGAUCACCCUCACUAGUGACAGGCAACCUGCACACCCCCGUCUCCAAAGUGAACUCAUCCAACUGUAAACUUUUUCAUUGAGAAAUGGUUACCUUGGACUGGAGCUUUUUCAUUUUGUAUCAUACCAUUCGCAACGAAUGUGGUGUAUACACAAAUUUUGACAGGAAAAUUAAUAACAGUCUUACGCAUAAUAUAACACAACGUGAAAAAUAUUGUGCAUUUGUAGAAGUAUUUGUAUGUUGCCUUUUUGCUGAAAGAAAAAUGUUUUGUUUAAGAGUGGUAUAAAACUACAUGAUGUACGUCACCUUUAUAUAGUGUGGUUGUUUUGUUUUUUCAUAUUUGUAUGUAAAGGAUGAAUGUUUAAAAAGAUCAUUGCAUUCAUGUUUAACAUAAACUGUAUUUAAACAAAAUUUUUGUCUAUGCCGUGUGAAAUUAAUAAAUAUGGGCCAUAAUAUGUUUAAA